This is a messenger RNA of Oncorhynchus tshawytscha (Chinook salmon), 2841 nucleotides long. Its product is annotated as fibroblast growth factor 13. The transcript is spliced from 5 exons. Lineage: Eukaryota; Metazoa; Chordata; Actinopteri; Salmoniformes; Salmonidae. Gene Ontology annotation, cellular component: cytoplasm. Gene Ontology annotation, molecular function: growth factor activity; fibroblast growth factor receptor binding. Gene Ontology annotation, biological process: animal organ morphogenesis; positive regulation of cell population proliferation; cell differentiation. Bases 544 to 1386 code for a protein of 280 amino acids. The record is from RefSeq and is a predicted model, not a curated record.
UCCUACUCUCUCCACAGCAUAACAUACAUGAUUUUUAUACCUCAUGGCUUUAACAGGUUCUAUUUACCGUAAGCCAUUACUGUACGUGGCAUUGGCUCCAACCCGGAGGAGAGGAUUGCUUGUGGUUGCUGCAUCAAUGGCACACACAACUAUGACAAGAGUUGUUUCAUUGACUGAAAAACAAUUUGAGGACUGCAUUUUUCUCACGUAGAGUGGACACAUCACAGCCAUUGCGUGCAUGCAAGAGAAGCUGCAGUGAUCAACAACAAAUCAAAUGUAUGAAUUGGAGGGACUAGCUGUUGAUUCACAGCUGAAGGUUUUUCUGCUUGGAAUAUCCAGAAUCUUCUUUUCCAGCUUUGACAAUUAAAAUGUGUAGGCUAAUAUAAUGCUUUUAUUACACACCUGAAGGCUAUCAUGGAUUAUUUGGUUGACUUAAAAACAAUACUACAAAGACUGCAUUGGAUAAUAUUCAUUGUUUGGUGAGCGGAGGAUCUCAAAUUUUCUCCUGGGACGUUUUGUCAUCACCAAGCCGCCAAGCUGGCUAUGGCCGCGGCGAUCGCCAGCUCCCUCAUUCGGCAGAAGAGGCAGGCGAGGGAGCGGGAGAAGGCGAAUGCCUGCCGCUGCGCAAGCAGUCCGGAUAAUUGCAAAGCAGGGGACAGGGGACCCUGUGACAAACCGAGCAAGCUGAACGUGUUCUCACGCGUCAAACUCUUUGGCUCUAAGAAACGGAAGAGAAUAAGGCGACCAGGUGUGAUCUUUCGACUUAACACAAAAAAAAACGGUUAUCAUAACCAUCAUCAUCAUCAGCGGUGUAGUGAUGCCUGGAGAAAGCCCCAGCUGAAGGGGAUAGUGACAAGGCUGUACAGCCGCACAGGCUUCUACCUUCAGAUGCAAGCUGAUGGAACCAUCGAUGGAACCAAGGACGAGGACAACAGCCAUGCUGUGUUCAACCUCAUUCCUGUUGGGCUGCGAGUUGUGGCCAUUCAGGGGGUUCAGACCAAACUCUACCUGGCCAUGAACAACGAUGGCUUCCUGUAUACCUCUGAGCACUUCACCCCAGAGUGUAAGUUCAAGGAGUCGGUGUUUGAGAACUACUACGUGACCUACUCCUCCAUGCUCUACAGACAGCAGCAGUCAGGCAGGGCCUGGUACCUUGGCCUCAAUAAAGAGGGGGUCAUCAUGAAGGGCAACCAUGUGAAGAAGAAUAAACCAGCGGCCCACUUCAUCCCUAAACCACUGAAAGUUGCCAUGUACAGAGAACCCUCACUCCAUGACCUGACCGAGUUCUCCCGCUCCGGCAGCGGUACUCCCACCAAGAGCCGCAGUGCAUCGGCCUUGCUGAACGGAGGAGGGAAGACACUGAGCCAGAACGAGCAGUCCACAUAGCUGUGGGGAGUCCGUCUCGGGCAGAGGGCGGCUCUCCCAAUCGUACAGUAAGCAGACACAACUGAUCCUCGUCUAACUGAUCAGGUGGAGAGCAAGGGAAUUAGCUUAGCUUAGCGUGUACUGAAACCACUGUGACAGACUAUGACAUCAUCAAUGAAAAAAUCCAUGGGUUUCUGCGGGUCAAAUUUGCUAUGAACUUUGAUACAAAAGGCCUAAACCAUUUUGCUGGUCUGGAGUAUAUAUUCUUCCUUGGAUUAUUCUUGAGCAUAUGUAGCGUAUUAGCCAUGUAUCUCUUUCUCCAAGGGUCUUGAGAGGGAGAGUUACUGGCCAGUAGUUAGGUGGUCCGUGAUCGGUCGCUUCCAUGCCUCUUAAAAAAAAAAGCUCUUUUUUGGGGUGUUUGAGUCCAAGAAAGCUGUACAUAUCUGCAAGCCUUCUGCAUCGGUCCUACUAUCUGCCAUAUACAUUGCUUGCCAGCCAUACCAAUUGCGUUCAUUUGUUCCUGUGUACCAAAGACUCAAACCUGUUUCUCUGGUUUUGCUGAAGACAAAAAAAGUCAGAAAAACUGUGGACUAAUCGUACUACAUACUAUUUACAACAUACUGUUUGGCAAAAAAUGUAUACAAUAAGUAACACAUUUCAACAUACUAGGCUCACUCAUACUGAAAAUGCCUCAUCUAAUGCAGAAUGCAGAACUCUUCCCCUUAUCUGAUUAUCAACUGUUGCCAAGCACACGUUGGUCUGAAAAUAUGUUUCUCUCCCCCGCCCCAAUAGCAUGUAGCAAACUCGUACUAGAUGAAACGUGAAAUGACUAUGACAUCGUGGCAUUUAAAGCGAAUAACAUUUUCGAAAUUUGACACCCUUUGUGUCGAACGCAAGUAGACUAUGAGUAGGACACGGGUAAUUGGACACGGCCAAUGUGUGGUUUAUAGGGACUUGUUUUCACAGACCCUCCUCUGUUUAUCUAUAUUAUUUGAAGAGUCUGUUUCCAUCUUCGGUUAUUACAUCCGAAAGCCUAACUAGAGACCUCUUGAGUUUUGGGAGAUGUUUGAAUAGGCCACUUAUAUCAACCCUUUUACAGCAUUGUGUCAUUAGUAGGCUCCUUUUCCAUUCUAGGGGACAUAGCAAACCAUGAAGGUAGUUUCAUAGUGUAUUUAGAUGUGUUUCGUCAUUUGUUUACGUGUAUGUGUAUUACGUGCUUGCUUUCGUGUAUGUGCAAGGAUAACAACAUAAUCCUCGAUUUAAAAAAAAAAGUACAAUCAAGUGGGGAUUAUUAGUGAAAUGGAGGGCUCGUCCAGAUAAAAUGAUUGUAUGUAUUCUCCUGCAUUGUUUUUUCCUUCCCUGGGGCCAAAUGCACUGAACAAAAAUAUAAAUGCAACCUGCAACAAUUUCAAAGAUGUUACUGAGUUACAGUUCAUGUAUGGAAAUCAGUCAAUUUAAAUGAAUUCAUUAGGCCCU